AUUCACGAGAACCACACACAUAUGACUCGACUUUGCCUCCUACCGCGGCCUUUGCACUAUGGAGUAUAAGCAGCAGCUCCCAGAGCCCGCGACUACCCGCGUUCGCAUCAAACCCCGCAUCAUUAUACACGGCGGCGCGGGCAACAUCCGGCGGAAAGGGUACCCGCCGGGCAAGUACGAAGAGUACCGCCACGCGCUGCUCACGAUUGUGCGAAACACAGAUGCCUUCAUGAACGGCGACGCUGGCCGUGACACGUCGGAGGAGAAGAAGAGGUUGAUGCACCAACAGCGGCAGCAGCACGGCCCGACGGCGCUCGACAUCGCGACGCAUGCCGUCGUGCAGCUCGAGGACUGCCCGCUCUUCAAUGCGGGCCACGGCGCCGUCUUCACACGCGACGGCAUCAACCAGCUCGAGGCCUCCGUCAUGGUCUCCCGCGGACGUGCAAAGCGCGGCGUCGGCGUCUCGGGCCUGCGCCGCGUCCGCAACCCGAUCCUCCUGGCGAAGGCGAUGCUCGAGCGCGGGGACGCGGACCUAGGCGGCGCCGGCGCCGGCCGGCCAUCAUCAUUUCUCCCAGGAAGGGACGCUUCUGGUGAAGAAAGGCGGCGGCUCGAGGGAGAAGCGCACAGGACCGAUGAGGAGGAGCAUGGCGAGCGCGGUGAUGAUGACGGCGGCGACGAUGAUGACGGCGAUGACGAUGAUGACUUGGAUGUACCGUCGGCGCAGGGCCACACCAUGUUGUGGGGUCGCGCGGCAGAGCAGCUCGCCCGCAAGUAUGGUCUCGACAUGGUCGACCCGAGCUACUACUUUACGCAGCAGCGGUGGGACGAGCACAUCCGGGCCCUCGAGCGAGAGAAGCAGCAGCAGCAGCAGCAUCGCGGCUCCUCCGCCUAUUGCUCCCAGACGACGGCGAUGGUGACGGCGACUUGGUCCGCCGACGAGUACCUCCCGCAGGGCACGUGCGGCGCCGUCGCUCUCGACGACCGGGGCGUCAUCUGCGCGGCGACGAGCACCGGCGGCAUGACCAACAAGCUCACGGGCCGAAUCGGCGACACGCCCGUCCCCGGCGCGGGCUUCUGGGCGGAGGAGUGGGAGGAGGAGGUGACCAGCGGCAGCAGCAAGUCCAUGUGGGAUCGGGCAGCCGACGCGGUCGCCAACACUACCGCAGGCAUCACCCUUGCCGGCCCGCUCAAGGGCCUCCUCGCCGACUGCCUCCCCACGCCAUUCCUCUACACGCCCGUGCCGCCGGUCGUCCCCUUCACACACAACGACUACGACGAUGGUGCCCACAGUCCCCAUCGCCGCAACGACUACAGCAACGACAACAGCAACAACAACAGCAACAUCGUGGCGACGCGCUCGACGGGCCUCUCCGGCACCGGCAACGGCGACUCCUUCCUGCGCAUCGCCGCCGCCCACACCGUCGCCUGCCUCGCGCGCCUGCGGCCCCUCCCCGCGUCCCGCGCGCUCGCCGCCGUGGCCGGCCCGGGCGGGGACCUGCAGCGCAGCGCGGGCACGCGCUGGGGCCGCGGCGCCGGCGAGGGCGAGGGCGGCAUCAUCGGCGUCGAGUGCGCGCUGUGCCGCGACGCAACCACAGGGGAGCUGCUCGCCGCGCGCAGCGAGGUCGUCAUGGGGUACAACUGCGGGGGCAUGUACCGCGCAUGGAUCGACGACCGGGGCGAGGCCGUCAUGAGCGUCUGGACGGACGGCGCGCCGGACGAGGACUGGCCGUAGGACAAGCUUCGUGUCGGCUUGACCCUGCCUGGGUCGUGACGUGAAAAGCGUCAGGGAUGAAGGCGCUGCACAUGAGUGUGUAGAUUUUGAGCUAGUAGAGGCCUCGCCAGAUAAGACGCAAGAGAAGCGAU
This is a messenger RNA of Purpureocillium takamizusanense, 1863 nucleotides long. RefSeq lists its product as uncharacterized. The record is from RefSeq and is a predicted model, not a curated record. Gene Ontology annotation, molecular function: hydrolase activity. Bases 59 to 1732 code for a protein of 557 amino acids. The transcript is spliced from 2 exons. NCBI's taxonomy places the organism in Eukaryota, Fungi, Ascomycota, Sordariomycetes, Hypocreales, Ophiocordycipitaceae.